UACACUCAGAUACGCACUGCACUCCCUUCAUAUGCGGAUUGCGGAGGGAAGGAUUUGAUCUCAGGCUUUCUCCGAAAACAUUUCGUUCCCAUAAAAACCUGUUCUCCCUCUCCCUCUCAUCUCUCUUCUGCAACUAAUCUUCUUCCGUCGAUUUCCUGUUUCUGCGAGAUUAUCUUCGAGAAAUGGCGGAAGAAGAUGCAGCAGACGUAAAAUAUGAAGAGGAAUUCAUCAUCAACCGCCGGGGCUUGAAGCUCUUCACCUGCAGAUGGCUGCCCAGGAAUCAGGAGCCAAAGGGACUCGUCUUUCUCUGCCAUGGUUAUGCUGCGGAGUGUAGCAUCUCAAUGAGAGACACCGGGUCGAGGUUGGCCCAAGCAGGCAUGGCCGUGUACGGCGCCGACUACGAGGGCCAUGGAAAAACGUCGGGGUUGCACGGAUACGUUCCAAGCUUUGACGGAGUCGUCGGUGACUGCUGUGACUUCUUCACCAGCGUCGCCGAGAGGAAGGAGAACCAGAACAAGAAGAAGUUUCUGCUCGGAGAAUCGAUGGGUGGUGCAGUGGCUCUCCUCGUGCACCGGAGGCAGCCAUCUUUUUGGGACGGCGCAGUCUUGGUCGCACCCAUGUGCAAGAUUGCUGAUGAGAUGAAGCCCAAUCCUUUGGUUGCAAACGCGUUAAUAAUGUUAACCAAGUUCUUUCCUACUUGGAAGGUUGUCCCCGGCAAGGACGUCAUUGAUGCCUCUUUCAAAGAAUCCAAAAGAAGAGAGGAGAUUCGUAAUAACCCCUACUUUUAUAAGGGAAGGCCUCGUCUCAAGACUGCCCUUGAACUCCUCAUUGUUAGCGAGAAAAUAGAGAAGAGUCUCCACGAGGUAUCUCUCCCUUUCUUGAUCGUUCAAGGCGAGGAGGACCGUGUGGUCGACCCCAAGGUCUGCAAGCUCCUGUUUGACUCGGCCUCGAGCCUGGACAAGACCCUGAACCUGUACCCCGGCAUGUGGCACGGCCUGACUUCCGGCGAGCCACCGGAAAACAUCGACCUGGUCUUCGCGGACAUAGUCAGCUGGCUGGACCAGCGCAUCAAGCAGGGGACGACUGAGUGUGAGCGCAAGUCCGGGCACGACGUGAGGGCCCUUUCGUCGUAGUUUGACCGUUGACUUUAUUGUGCCGGCCGUUGCCGCUCGGCGGAGGUGCCGAUAUUUUUGUUGUGACGCAUAAGAUAAUGACAAGGCGCAUGACUGUGUAUAAUCCAAAGUUGUCCAUUGUUAUUCU
Molecule: messenger RNA, 1260 nt
Organism: Nymphaea colorata (pocket water lily)
Lineage: Eukaryota; Viridiplantae; Streptophyta; Magnoliopsida; Nymphaeales; Nymphaeaceae
Product: caffeoylshikimate esterase-like
Exons: 9
Coding region: 183-1133 (316 amino acids)
Cellular component (GO): membrane
Molecular function (GO): lipase activity
Source: RefSeq, a predicted model, not a curated record